AUGGCUGAUGAAAACCCCCUUUGGCUGGAAUGUGUCGUGGGACACUACAUUGGGAAGAAAGCUCCCUUUAAGCUGACUGAAGAGGCUAUUAGGAAAGCAUGGGGUGACAAAGUGGCUGAUAUUAAACUCCAUGAAAACGGAUUCUACUUCUUUAGAGUCCCAGAUUCUGAGUUCCGCAGGAAGCUCGUUGAUUCUGGUCCGGUGUCAAUAUUUAGCUGCACUAUGGUACUGCAGCAAUGGCAUUCCAAACUAAAGCUCAAAAGAGGAGUUAUUGAGACCAUGCCGGUUUGGGUAAGAUUGAGAGACAUUCCCUUUUCCUUAUGGUCACCUUCUGGCAUUGGGCGAAUCGCUAGUGCCUUAGGGAAACCUCUCUAUGUUGAUGUUCAAACAGAACAAAUGUCAAGGAUCUCCUAUGCUCGAGUCUGUGUGGAGAUAAAGGCUUCAGUUCCUAGAGCUGAACAAGUGAAGUUCCGAUGGGAAGAUGAAGUAAAUGAAAUCCAAGUUGAAUACGAAUGGAAACCGCUGGCUUGUCCUUCCUGUGCCAUUUUUGGACACAAAAAAGGUUCUGCUGGUUACAAAUGUGCAGCUCAAUCUGAACCUGUCCAGCGAGGCACAGCUCGUGCAAAUGGCCAUGUCAACAGAGUAGUCCAACCUGCACCUGUCCAAAGAGAUGAAGGAUGGACCCAAGUGCCCUCUAGGAAAGGCAAAGCACCUGCUGGACAGUCCCUUUCAGCACCAAUUACAGCUCCUGCGCAGUUCAUCCCAGGCCCGCUUCGGGCUUGA
Messenger RNA from Syzygium oleosum, 783 nucleotides. RefSeq lists its product as uncharacterized. The record is from RefSeq and is a predicted model, not a curated record. Bases 1 to 783 code for a protein of 260 amino acids. NCBI's taxonomy places the organism in Eukaryota, Viridiplantae, Streptophyta, Magnoliopsida, Myrtales, Myrtaceae. The transcript has a single exon.